AUGGCUUCCAGAAGGUUGUUUCAUGUCGCUCGCGGAUUAUGCGGGCUUCGUGCAGCGCACUCCAAUCAUCGUUUCAAUCUUGCUAGAGCCUAUUGCUCAGGUAAGUCUGAAGUAUCUUUUUUACGGUUACAAUUUAUUUAUUGUCAAGAAAACAACCAACAAAUUGUCGCCUACGGAUCAGUGGAUUCAGCAGUACUUACGAAUGGUAUGGGGUGAAUUAUGGUAAGACAUUUUUGUGUGGAUUUGUCACGUUAUUUUUCUCUUGGUACUUAAGGACUUCAUAAUUUAUAGUAAGGAGGAGCGUUACAUUAAGGGUUACUAAUCAAUCAGCUGUUCAUCCCAUGGGCCAUUCCAUUUUAGAUACAAUCCCUCCCCUCCUGCCCCAUCCGCGGUAACGAAGUAGUUUGAAAUUUUCCUAACCUUCAGAGAAAAACUCGUUUUUUUCCCAAAUGGCUCAACAACUGCACUGAUAAAUACAUGUGUAAUAGCUAAUAAAUAAUUUUUUGCUUUUGUGAUACUUCCCCCCAGAAAAUCUGUUGUUCAGUCCUACAAGACCCUACAAUCUUCAGAAAUACCAGUUUCUUUUUUUAAUUCCCCUUCAGUAAAUUUUAUUGAUUGGGGAGGGGGGCUGGCUAUAUUGAAUUAAACACCCACCAGCGUGGAACUCAGGCAAUCAAAGGGGCUUUUGUUGAAGCUAUCAGGGCCACCACGGGGGAAUAUUCCAGAUUUCAAGUGAUGAGGAUGAUCGAAUGGGGGCAAAAAUCAAAAUCCAAAAAAAAUCCCUACACUACAAAAUUAACCCCCAGAAAUACCAUGCCGAAUUUCUGAGUGGUAACAAGUUUGGAUGUACUUUAUUCACAGAACUACUCUGUACGUGGCUAGGAUACGUGGGCGCUACAACAAAUCUUUAGAUUGUAUUGAAUACCCCAAAAAAUCCCUACUUAAAUCAAGCCACCUAAACAAAAAUACUUGCCACAUUUUCCUGCCCCCCAAAAAACCCAGAAUCAAAAUUUCAACCCUGUGUUGUCUUAAGCUACACUUCAAACAACUCGAUAAUCUUGGGUUAUGUAGGGUUAUGUGAUCCAAAAGAUCAAUUUUUUACAAGAUUCGGAGUCACCUGUCACCUAACUGCUUGCACUCCUUUAAAAGAGUCUGUUUGAUUGGGUAUUUUUUGGACAAAUGCCCCAUGGUCCAGGUCUUUUCAGGCAGAAUUCACUUUCAGAAUAAAUACCAGAUGUUGUUUCAUUGACCUCCAAGAUAAACUAACUAAUAAAUGGGUAAUAAAUGGGUUAUUAUAUUAUAGCUAAGAGUUUUGAGAUGAUUAAAGCUGAGAAGAAGGGAGAAAAUCAAAAUGUUGGCUUCAUUCAGCUGAAUCGACCCAAGGCACUGAACGCUCUGUGUGAUCAGCUAAUGGCCGAAAUGCAAGAUGCUUUAGAUGACUUUGAAAAUGACAAAACUGUAGGUGCUAUUGUCAUUACAGGAAGUGAGAAAGCUUUUGCCGGUAAGUGUGGUUUGAUCCAUAAAGCAUCCAUAUGCAACCUAUGAUAGCCUGCAGUAAACCUCUUCAUUUGCUUGGAAUUUUUUUCCUUCUUCCCCCUCUUACCCUGCUGUAUAGAGCCUGUCCUCAGGCUUAAACCCAAUGGAUGGCUAUUGGAAAUUUCAAAGGGAAGGGAGGACUUAAAGAGAACAAUUUUUUUAUAGUAAACAUGGUGCAAAGAAAGUCAGUUUUACAGCUUGAAACUCUGAUUAGGCAAGCUGUAGCUAGCAUGUACUAGCCCAAAAGUCAUUUCAACUAGCCUGAAAAAAAUUUGAUGAGCAGGAUUGAUUACUGUUCUUCUCUUAUUCAAAUUCCUAAAAAAAUAUCACUUGCCCAUCGGGCAAGUUGAAAACAGAAUUCACUAGCCCAGUAGCAAAAUCCACUAGCCCCAGGCUAUCAGACACUACUUUCUUUGCACGCUGGUAAAGUAUCACUGGAAUUGCCAGUGAUUAUUUGAAAAGCUAAGUUAUAUUUUUGUUUUUCUUCUUUUGUAUUGGUCCUCAUUACUACAAAUAACUGAUGAUUGUGGAAGGUAGACUGUUAAAUUAUUAUAUAAUUUUGUAGUGAGUUUGCCAUUAGAUAGCAGAAGUAGUACAACAGAGAUUAAUUUUUCUUUUCCUAUUUUACCUUGUCCUCAUAUUACAAUCCUCAGCUGGGGCUGACAUUAAAGAAAUGCAGAAUUUAACAUAUCAGAAGUGUCUUCUUGGAGAUUUCCUUGCUCACUGGACACGAGUGGCUAGAUGCAGGAAACCUGUUAUUGCUGCAGUCAAUGGAUUUGCUGUAAGUUUCAGUCAAACCUGUCCCUAAGAUACAGACACCAUACUGGUACACAGCCAAAGUCUGUAUAGUGUUCCCCCUGUCUAGUUACUGCAAGUAUUUUGCUGUGUCCUCACUGGUUCUACAAGGUAACCAGUUGUACAUGAUUAUCCACAUUUAUGCUUUGUUAAAAUAUUAGGAUGCUCACCAAAGUUAGAGCUUACCAGCCGGAACAGUAAUUUUGGGAAUAAAAUGGGCUUUCUUUAGAGCACUUAUACUAAUAACCCAUUACAGUGGUGAAUAGUGUUUAGGAAAGGACUGAUUUCAUUUGGCUUAACAGUUCUGAUUUUCUAAAUUCUCCUUACAACCGGUCUUGUUUGGUUGGCCAGUUUUGAUUUAUGGAAAGUGUUGAAUAUUGUUUUUCCUUCUUAUUUGCUUACAAAAGUAAUGAAAGGCAACUAACAACAAAGUGAUUGUCGGUUUAAAUUAUAGCUUGGUGGUGGGUGUGAACUGGCCAUGAUGUGUGACAUCAUUUACGCUGGAAACAAAGCCAAGUUUGGUCAACCUGAGAUUUUACUGGGAACCAUUCCAGGUUUGCCUUAAACAGAACAUUUGUUUUUUCCACUGACUCCUAAGGGAACUCACUUACUUACUUAAAAACCCAAUCUUUAUGGUGUAAAAUACCACAAUNUAAAUUAUAGCUUGGUGGUGGGUGUGAACUGGCCAUGAUGUGUGACAUCAUUUACGCUGGAAACAAAGCCAAGUUUGGUCAACCUGAGAUUUUACUGGGAACCAUUCCAGGUUUGCCUUAAACAGAACAUUUGUUUUUUCCACUGACUCCUAAGGGAACUCACUUACUUACUUAAAAACCCAAUCUUUAUGGUGUAAAAUACCACAAUUACAAUCAGUACCAUGUAAAAAGUUAUGCAUCCCCUAGGGGCUUUAAUUUGAAAGUUCUGAUCCUAACUUACCGUUGUUGCUUCAUAUGUUUCGACGUCUUUGACACGUUUUGGUCUUAUAUUUGGUUCCCUCACGCGGUACUUACAAUGCACUUACGUUCUUGUACAAGUAACUUGUAAGUAGUUGCUUUUUUCACCGUUUUUAUGACGUUGUGAAGGCGUUGGUCGUAUUUAUUGACGUAUUUUGGUGUAUUUGCGAGUUGUUAGCCCUUUCAAUCCUAGACCGACUUAUAGCAGGAUGAAUUUUGAGCUCUAACUUUUGAAGCUGUGGACGAAAUCCCGUGAUGUUACCAUUCAAAUGAAACUUCUUUGGUAGAACGUUUGCCUGGUGCUUUUUAUUUCUUAGGAUUUUACGAAGGAAUUUUUCGUGAAUUUUUCUUAUUGGGCACUAUUAUGGAUAAAGGGUUAAGAUUAAAUAUAUCGGUUACCUAGCGACUGAGUCAAAGUCGUAGUCGGAGCCUAAAAUAGGAAGCGUAGGUUGUUAUUAUCUAGUUAAAACAAGUUUCUGAUUCCGCUUAUGCCACUGUUGUUUAUGAUCUAGUAAAAACAAGGUUACGGGAAUCACAAGCAGAAACGAACCCGGCCAGCAGAGCUUAAAGGAGGCUCUCUUGAUAGGGUCUCAGAAGCGGAGCAAAUAAACCAAACACAAAGCGUAAGAAUGAACACCGUGAUUGGCUUAUUCUUCCGCCUUUGAGCUUAUGCUGUCAUAUUAGAUAUAGGAGUUAUUUAAAAAAAAGGAAAAAAACGAAUUAGGAAUACUUUUUAGAAUUGAAUAUGGGUCUCCAACUGACUCGCGUCUUUACGUAUUUUAAGGUGCUGGUGGCACUCAACGUCUUCCAAGAGCUGUGGGUAAAUCACUCGCCAUGGAAAUGAUUCUAACAGGGAAUCCUAUAACAGCAGAAGAAGCGCAAAAAUCAGGUAACUUUUGUUCCGAGUAAUAGUGGCUGCCUUGGGUCAAUGCAUGAGUCUGUAAAAGGGUUAUGAAUGAAUGUUGCUAGUGUGUUAAGUAAACGAACGCUAAGCUAUCCAACUAAAUGAUACUGAUGGGCUGCCCAACUAGCAACAGGUAGAACUGUGAGCCAUAUGCGCGGCGACUGAAGACAUGCAGUCGUCGCAACACGGCGGUUAGAGCCGGUACUUAGAGCUGGAAACUUCUGAAGACCGACGCCACUUUAAUUACUACGUCAUACUAACUUCUACUGGGUCAAGUUCUGAACAUAAGAAAGGAGAUGUUAUAGCGGGUAAGAAUACCACACUGAUACCCGGGAUAGUUUGGGUGGGAAGAAGGGCCCGCGCGCGAAACAUGGAAGCGAUCUGUGAAGAGUUUCACUCCAGAAAAAUAAUUUUAUGUUCGUUUUUUACUAACUCGAUACGUCCGUCAACUUAAUUCAGUUGACAAAAUAAGUUAAAUUCCAUGUGCCUCACUUCUCACAGCAUUUUUCACUCUGUCAAAGCCUUUUGGCCACGGAGACGAGUUAUGGCAAUUACAAUUUUUUGGACAUUUCAAUAGAAAUUAAAAGUGAAUUUUUUCCGUCAUUUGUAGGCCUGGUUAGCAAAGUGUUUCCUGCUGAAGAGGUCGUGAAUGAAGCCAUCAAGACAGCGGAAAAAAUAUCUAGUUUAUCAAAGAUUGCUGUGCAAAUCGCCAAAGAAGCUAUUAAUACAGGUAUUACAGGACAAUCAAUUGUCUGUUAGAGUCGGGCAAAUGUAGUGCUAUUUUAGUGCCAUUUUAGUUUUUUUUCUCGUAGUAAUUCUUGAUUUUCCUUUUCCUACUUUUAAAUUAUUCACAAUUGUAAAUAGUUUUCUAUCGUGAACAUAUAUUUAGUUUUUAAUUUGAAAUUGUUAAUAUUACUUAUUGUUCAAAUGUAGUGCCAUUUUCGUUUCUGAAUUUUCUAAAGUGAAGCAGUCUAGUUUGAAAACUAUACUUUAAGCCACUGCUAAAACAUGAGCCAUACACAACCCAUAAUUCAUUGCUUCGCUUUGAGGAGGUCUAGCGCUCUAGGGAUGGGAGGGGUGGGUGCGUGUUUUGUCGAACUUCAAUGUGGGACAGUUUUAGGGACGCUGUCACCUCUUUAUGGCCUCUUGAGAGGACAAGUCGUCAAGUCACAUUGCCAUGAUAGCAACAUUUCUGGAUAACAACAAACCAAGUGAAUUCGCACUGUUUCAAACUCAUCGAUCCUAUUCAAUUUCAUUGAAUUUGUCAAAUGUUGGCGAAAUUUUGGGGGGUUGAAUCCGAAAGGACCUUAUCUAAGUUUAGAAAAGGAAAAAGAUCAUUUUUAUGUUUUGUUCACCUACCCCAUAAAGCGGGCGCGUGACAUGAGGAAGUUUCGUGUCGCAGUCCUCCAACGACGGCUAAGAAAUGUACAAGGUAUUAACGUGACGUCACACCUCUCCUGUCUGUUGCGAGGUUGCUUUGCGCGGGAAACUGGGUAAGUACUCCAUGUAGGCACUCAUAUAACGGUCCAAUCAUAUCGUAGCUAGGCUCAAAAUGGGCAAUUUACGGCUGCUAAUUUACCUUUUUCAACUGAGACGACAAAAAUUUUCUUAUUCCCUCACCGACUUAAUAGCACAGUUUGUUUGUUUGUUGUUGUUUGCUUUUAACUACCGGUAAUUCCAAUUGUCUUGCUUUUGUCUUUAAACCAACUAGAAAUGAUUCGCUGCUUUCUUUGUUUCAGGAUAUGAGACUUCAUUAUCAGAAGGUCUGCAUUUUGAGAAAAGAAUGUUCCACUCAACAUUCUCGACGGUGAGUACCGAUUUAUGAUGUUUGAAUUUCUUUUAGUCUUGAAUCAGAAACUUUCAAUGGAGAGAAAGGCUAUUGAAUUUCCCUGUUGUAAAUCAGGUCACCUCAUCAUUACGGACAACUUCGUAGCCCCUACAUACAUUUUUUUCUUCGGGGCUAACUAACUUUUAAGUAAAAGCUCAUUUUAAUGAGUCGCUGUGAUUUUUAAAGAACUCUGUUAAAGAUUAACAGUGUUACUUUUAAAAUAUGAAUAUUUGCUCUCUUAUGCGUUAUUUUCAGGAGGAUCGUAAGGAAGGGAUGACGGCCUUUGUAGAGAAAAGAAAGGCAGAAUUUAAAGACAACUGA
Porites evermanni is the source of this 6334-nucleotide messenger RNA. The record is from the annotation of a GenBank genome assembly. Lineage: Eukaryota; Metazoa; Cnidaria; Anthozoa; Scleractinia; Poritidae.